Messenger RNA from Conger conger (European conger), 4621 nucleotides. RefSeq names its product UDP-N-acetyl-alpha-D-galactosamine:polypeptide N-acetylgalactosaminyltransferase 2 (gene galnt2). The record is from RefSeq and is a predicted model, not a curated record. Lineage: Eukaryota; Metazoa; Chordata; Actinopteri; Anguilliformes; Congridae. Bases 116 to 1816 code for a protein of 566 amino acids. Gene Ontology annotation, cellular component: Golgi apparatus. The transcript has 16 exons.
ACAGCCGCGUUGAGCGCAGUAGGAUUUCACACACAGGACGCUGCCUGCAUCUCCGAUAUCUGAGACAAUCAAAGCCGCUAAAACUCACAUACAAUUUCGCAUCAGAUUUACAACCAUGAGAAAAAAGUCCAGGAUGCUACUAUGCUUUGCCGUUCUUUGGGUGCUUGGCAUCGCUUACUAUUUUUAUUCUGGGACAACCUUGAGUCGAAAGGACAUCUGGAAUGGGUUUGACUCCUCGAACAGGAACCAGGCCCACAGCAGUGCAGCCGACAGGAGCAAUGGCCUGGAAACACUGCCUCCAGGGAAGGUGAGGUGGCAGGACUUUGACCAGGACCUGUAUGUGGGAGCGACCGUGGUGCGACCGGGGCAGGAUCCCUAUGCCCGCAACAAGUUCAACCAGGUGGAGAGCGACAAGCUUCGGAUGGACCGCGGCGUUCCUGACACCAGAAACGACCACUGCCGACACAAGCAGUGGAGGACAGACCUGCCGGCCGCCAGCGUGGUCAUUACCUUCCACAACGAGGCUCGAUCCGCCCUUCUGCGCACUGUGGUCAGUGUCCUGAAGAAGAGCCCACCCCACCUGGUCAAAGAGAUUAUCCUGGUGGACGAUUACAGUGACAACUCUGAAGAUGGCUCUCUAUUAGGCAAAAUCGAGAAGGUACGAGUUCUUCGGAAUGAUCGUCGAGAAGGUCUGAUGCGGUCCCGGGUUCGAGGGGCGGACGCAGCCACGGCCGGCGUGCUGACCUUCCUGGACAGCCACUGCGAGUGCAACGAGCACUGGCUGGAGCCACUGCUGGAGCGGGUGGCGGAGGAUAAAAGUCGUGUUGUGUCUCCCAUCAUUGAUGUCAUCAACAUGGACAACUUCCAGUAUGUGGGUGCGUCAGCUGACCUCAAAGGAGGUUUCGACUGGAAUUUGGUGUUCAAGUGGGACUACAUGACAGUAGAACAGAGACGGGCCCGACAAAGCAACCCCAUCGCUCCCAUAAAGACACCCAUGAUUGCGGGAGGCCUCUUCGUCAUGGACAAGGACAAUUUCGAAAAGCUGGGAAAAUAUGACAUGAUGAUGGAUGUCUGGGGGGGAGAAAAUUUAGAGAUCUCAUUCCGGGUCUGGCAGUGUGGAGGGAGUCUGGAGAUUAUCCCCUGUAGCAGGGUGGGGCAUGUUUUCCGAAAACAGCACCCCUACACCUUCCCAGGGGGCAGCGGCACUGUCUUCGCCAGGAACACGCGCCGCGCUGCGGAGGUUUGGAUGGACGAGUAUAAGAACUUCUACUACGCUGCUGUCCCCUCGGCCCGAAACGUCCCCUAUGGCAACGUUCAGAGCCGCCUGGAGAUGAAAAAGAAUCUGGCCUGCAAACCUUUCAAGUGGUACCUGGAUAACGUCUACCCCGAGCUCAGGGUCCCGGACCACCAGGACAUCGCCUUUGGUGCGCUGCAGCAGGGGGCCAACUGUUUAGACACGCUGGGACACUUUGCCGACGGGGUAGUGGGGGUGUACGAGUGCCACAACGCCGGGGGCAACCAGGUACCUUUCCGAGCUCAGGAGUGGGCUCUAACCAAGGAUAAGUCGGUGAAGCAUAUGGACCUGUGCCUGACCGUGGUGGACCGGGUCGCUGCCUCUCUGAUCAAACUCCAGGGCUGCAGGGACAACGACAGCAGACAGAAGUGGGAACAGAUCGAGAGUAACUCCAAGCUGCGGCACCUGGGCAGUAACCUGUGUUUGGACAGCCGGAGCGCGCGGUCCGGGGGCCUCACCGUGGAGGUGUGCAACCCCUCCCUCAGCCAGCAGUGGAAGUUCACACUGAAUCUGCAGUCCUAGAGCCCCACGCCCUGCUGGCCCCAGCACGGCAGAGCCACGGGCCCCACAACCCUGGGCCACACGGCCGACGAGACUCGAGAGAAAGAGAUCUGGGAUACUUAUCAACGGUGUGACGAUGAUGAUGAGAUGGAGAUGAUUUCCAUCCAACUAUAUACCUCAGUGUUUCAUCUUGGUCCAGCUUUUGCAUAGUGAAUCCUUGUUUUUCUGAUUCAAGUGAAAUGAAAUAACUUCCUUUUAUUUUUGUUAAUGUUUCUUCUCUGUGGGUUUUUUUUGUUUUUUUGUUUUUUUGCGCGAUCCUGAAACAGAUUCAUUGGAAGUUCUGGGAUCUCUCUCCCUGUGAGAAAUUCUGGGAUGUCUGGUUGAGUGGAAUGUGAUAAGCCCCCUCCAGACCGCAUCUGUUUUAGUUUUGGAUUCCGCAGGAUUUGGUGGGAGCAUCGCUGGGUUUUGGGUCACAUUGGUUGGAAUUGUUUACGGAAAGCUGCUGGUGGCGGAAGUGAACGGACUCCUCUACGGACCGUGCGCUCUGAGAUGCAGGCGGUGCUCAGCCUCGUUUCUCCGGAGUUCAUAAAACGUGCUGGGGAAAUGAGAAGACCUGCUUCCUUUUUUGCAGUGUGCACCCGGCCCCUCUCUUCAGUCGUUUGUACUGAAGGGAGCAGAAUGUGAACCAAAAACUGCCUUUUACUGAGGACUUCUAUGUCAGAGGAACUGCCAAAACUACAGACAGACGGACAGACAGACACCGUACUGCCAGAGGCUGUGAAAAGAGGCACUGGCUGCUACUCUGUUCAGGCUUAAACUCCACAAUCGCUUCAGUGUUGUACAGGAAAUAUUCAACGCUUUUUUUUUUUAAUCAAAAGGACAGAAACCAUUACCUUAUCUAUUAGACUGUGGCUGUUGUUUUUCCUCUAGAGAAAUGUUUUAGUUUGAUUCCCUGUGUAGAAUAACAAGCUCCAGACCAAAUGGGCAGAUGUUUCUGUUUCUGGUCUCUCCUUAUGCUCUGUGUGAGUGUGGAGAUAUCUACCUUUGGUUCAUUUUCCCCCUUCUCUGGUUAUGUGGCCCAUUAAUCUUAUUGUUUAUAACCGUGAAUAAAGUGACCUCUGGUUGUUGCGUAUUACAGGGUAAAGACAUAACUGAGCAUUCAGAGAAAAAGAUUUGGGGAAAUAUUGUCAAAUAAUGUACAUCAUUUUGCCAUUUUGUCUGGAUCUGCCAGUUUUGUCUGUUGAACAAAGCAAUCAUUUUAAGUCAAACAUUUGAAAUCCACAGAAAGCAGUGAACUAGAGGACUGUGUUUGUGUUGCAUGUUGAACUGAAACUUGAGCAUCAAUUGUAGUCUAUUCUUCAUUUCUUGUUGUUGACCAGUUCUUCAGCCACAUAUACGAUUGCCUCUUUUGAUAUCUUUCAUACUGUAAGUGAGAAUGUAAGUGAGUUUGUGCUACAGCAGGAUAAUGCUGUGAAAGACUGAAAGGAAGAACUGUACAUGGGGAGAAAAAGCAAUAAGACUUCCUGUUUGCAGUUUUCUGUGUAGCUGCUUCAACUUGAAGCAUCUUGCUUUGAUUUCAAGGGGUGAUGGGAGAGUGAGGUGGAACUAUAGUGAGCUGUCGAUCACUGAUGUAUUUAAAUCAAUCAAAACCAUUUUCAUGCCACAGCAAAAUGCAAUGAUUGGUCUGUAUCAGUGCACAUGCGACAGCACCUUCCAUUUUGGAUUUCAUGAAGCCUCGCUCUGUCAUCUCUGGUUUAAGAUGGUGUCUUACGGUUUGCUCUGGGAUGGACAAGGAGUCUGUGUUAUCAUUACUUUUCUCUUAGGGUGAGGGGAGUUUCAUUAUCACAGCAAUUAAUUUAUUCAUGAAGAGAUGAUUGCAUAUUUUUCAUAUUGUAUGACUGUAUUUUGUUAGCCGUAUUAUAUAAAUAUAUUUUCUAUUCACACAUAAAAAGUCCCAGAUCUCUCCCUGCCACCAGCCUGUACAGUGUGUAUAAAGGGACUCAUGUCUCCCCUGAUUGGCUCAAACAAGGUGUCAGAGGUCAGAAGGCAGUCGCGGCUCCUUUGUGCUAGCCCCUCUGAGAGAAUGCUCCUCAGUCAAAGGAUUCAUCUGACUUAAGCUUAAUGAAAAUGACUCUGCAGAAGAAAUGGGGCUUGUCAGAUGUAAGGAAUCACAGUGUUCAAUAAGGAUAAGGUAAGAACUUUGUGUGUUGUUGUGAGAUCAAUGCAAAUGUAAACAAAGAUGCAAGCUUUGAAAGAAGUUUGUGUGGUUAACAUCUACAUAAUGAUAUCAUUGUGUUAAAGCAUUUUGAAUAAAGUCUUUUUUAUAAGGUGCACAUAAGUAUAUUGUUCAUUUUAAGGUAAAUGGAGAACUCAAAAAUAAAACUGAAUUCAUGAACUAUGAGUAGUUUGGUAGUUCUUAAUUGGUAAACAUGUUUACUUGGUAAAAUGUGCCAAAACUAUUUACUAUUUUAUUGACAUAGUACAUAUUAGAGAUGAGGAAAGUGCAACUAUUUCUGGAUGGUGUGGAAUAUGUGAGCCAAAUGCUAUAUUCAUGAGAUGAUGUUUUAUUAAUCUUUUGGUUAUUCUGAAAAGAAAAAAAUAUUCCUUCAUUGCACAGAAGGAAAAACAAUGUGCAUUAAGUGUAUAAUGGAGGAAGAGGUGAGGCAGACUCCACACAGAAAUCCUCACGCACACACUCACACUGGGUUCAUAGUCACCUGGUCUACUGUACAGAGCUUGUCAUUGUUCAUUGUUUUAUAGUUGUGAUGAAAGAUCAAGUUUGAAUGAGGAGAAACGAUUAACUUAAAUAAAUGCAUUUGUACAUUA